Molecule: messenger RNA, 2279 nt
Organism: Chironomus riparius
Lineage: Eukaryota; Metazoa; Arthropoda; Insecta; Diptera; Chironomidae
Source: the annotation of a GenBank genome assembly
UUUUUUUGAGAGCACAAAAAGUCCUCUGAGAGAACUGGGAAAGUGAGACUAGCUCAAAAUUCUACGAUAAGUCACUUAUCUGAAAAAUAUCCACGAUAAAGUCAUACAAAAAAAAAUGUAGAGCAGCAAGUUGAUCUCUUCGUGAUUCAGUCAGUUGCGCUGUGAAUUUCGGCAAAAUCGGACUCAAAUGAACUUAAUUCCUUUAAUUCGUGAUUAGUCAUUAGUUAAAUAUUUUUUAAAAUAAAAAAAUGGAAAUGGAAUGGAAAUUACUCAUCGCUGUUUUUAUUUUCAUCAGCCGAUCAGUUGAAUCGAGUCUGCCGUGCUCGUUUAUUGAGACUGUCAAUAUUACUGGUGGAUAUGUAGACAUUGACCGCAAUUACAUCUAUAGUAGUGAUGUAUAUCCACUUGGUGCAUAUCAAGAGUUUGACUACCUUGAAGAUUUUGCAAGGAAUAGAGUCAGUGUUGAUCCACACAUUCGUGGAUGCAUUUGUAAGCUCAAACCUUGCAUACGGCUGUGCUGUCAAGGAAAAGAAAAUAAUUUUGACUCAAAUUGCUUCAUAUCAGACACAAUAACGGUCGUAAAUGAGGUCAAUGAGGAUGAAACAAUAGAUUUAAAUGACACUCAUUAUGGAAUACUUAUCGGUCGUCCAUGCAAAGUAAUGUAUGAACUCAAUGUAGCCGAUUACGAUGACGAUCGCUGGAACUUUUUGAAAAACGGAUCAAUAUACAAGCCAGAGGACAAACAAGUACACAACAUCGAUGAUUACUGCUUUGGUGUAACAAACAAAACCGUAGCAAUUUUAUACUUAUGUUUUGAAAACAGCGAUGACUCUAUAGAUAAUCGUUAUGUGGUCUACCCAAUCGGAAUGUUAAUUUCAAUUCCAUUUUUAAUCAUCACAUUCUUAAUUUAUGCAUGCGUUCCGGAGCUGCAAAAUAUUCACGGACGUAGCUUGAUGUGCUACACAUUUUCAUUGACAAUUCUUUAUGCUGCAUUGAUAACAGCACAAAUGGAUAUAAUUGAUCUUUAUUUACAUCAAAAAAUUUGCAAAACUGUUGGAUAUUUGAUAUAUCUUGCCGCCUUCCUGAGUUUCUUCUGGAUGAAUGUUAUGUGCUUUGAUAUAUGGAAAAUUGCCAGAAAAGCCGUCAGACGAUCGCAACAAGAAGAAUUAAAAACAUUCAUAAUCUACAGCAUUUAUUCCGUCACGUGUCCACUGUUGAUGACUAUAACUGUUUUCCUGAUUGAUGUCACUAAACCAUUUGAUCAACAUUACUUGCCAAUGAUUGGAGAAAUUAAAUGCUGGAUUCAAUCACAGUUUAAAGCUGAGGCAAUUUACGUGUACAUACCGAUUUCAAUCAUCAUAUUGCUUAAUGUGGCUCUAUUUGGAGAUACAGCUAGGAAUAUAUGGAAUUUCCAAAAUUCAUCAGUUAAGGGAGGAAAGGGACAGAUGAGAAAUAGGAUAUUGAGAAGAAGAUUCUUCAUCUACCUCCGUCUCUUCAUCUUAAUGGGCUUCAUGUGGAGUAUGGAGUCAAUCAGCUGGCUAGUUGGAAGUAAAUCAAUAUUCUUCUACAUCGUGGACUUCUUCAAUUGCAUUCAAGGACUUUUGAUAUUCUUAAUAUGUGUUUGUGAUGUUAGAACAAGACAGCUUUUAGUUAAAAGGGGUGGCUCACUAAUGACAUCUGUUAAAACGGAACAAUAGACUUAGGGUGACGGGAAGCAUUUGGGUAUCUUGUGUACCAGCUAGGAUAUCAAAUCUAACUGCAUGCUUCAUUUUUGAUAAGAUGCUGUCCAAGAAGAUUCGCAAGCAAAGAAAGCGUAACAGCCGUUGAAGAGAUUGAAAACACGCCUAGUGACAGACUGACCAUUUCAGAAUCAAAAAUCAAAAAUUAAAUCUGACUACUAAAAUUAUUUCCAUAUUAAAACUAGAGCUCGAAGUUGACUCGAAAAAAGUUGAGUCGACUCGGUUUUGAGUCAAGUUGAGGCAAUUGAGUCGAUUCGAACCCUAUCGACUUCGAACUCUGAUUAAAACCAAAGAAGUCAUGGCAAUUAUAUGACAAGAUUAAUAAUGAAGCUACUUAUAGUGUUAAUAUGGGCCUACUUUUGAUAUUUUAUAUAUAUUUGUUUGUUUGCAUUUUGUAUACGAAUCUUGUUCAAGUGUGUUGAACUGAUAAAUCGAAUUAUGAUCAGGUUCGAUCAGUUCCAGACUCUAAACCUUAUUGACUUAACUACCUUAAAUGUUUGUUCUAUUUGUAGGUUAAAAUUUGAUGAAUAAAAAUGCUUG